AUGGCAAAAUUUGAAAUGAGCGACUUAGGCCUUCUCUCUUACUACUUAGGAAUUGAAGUUGAACAACAGAAGGGUCGAAUCCUGCUCAAACAACCAACUUAUGCCAAAAGAAUUUUGUCCCAGUUUGGAAUGGCUGAUUGCAAUGCCACAAAGUACCCGAUGGAACCCAAGGCACAACUUCACAAAGACACGGAAGGAGCACCAAUUGAUGCUACGGAGUACAGAAGCAUCGUUGGUUGUCUUAGAUACUUACUGAACACAAGGCCAGAUCUUUCAUAUGCUGUUGGGAUGGCGAGUAGGUAUAUGGAAAGGCCUACAACCAUGCAUUACAAGGUGGUCAAGCAAAUACUUAGGUAUUUGAGAGGGACGAUUCAUUUUGGGCUCACUUAUACGAAAGGUCCCAGAGAAUUCAAUAUAUUCGGUUACUCUGACAGUGAUUUAGCCGGUGAUCUCGACGGGAGGAAAAGCACAAGUGGAAUGACAUUCUACUUAAACGAAAGCUUGGUUUCAUGGAAUUCGCAAAAGCAAAAGACGGUGGCACUCUCAUCUUGCGAAGCCGAGUUCAUUGCAGCCACUACCGCAGCUUGCCAAGCAUUGUGGUUAAGAUGCCUUGUUAGCGAGAUAGUUGGAAUGGAGCCAAGACCGAUAACAUUAUUUGUGGCAACAAAUCCGCGAUAG
Molecule: messenger RNA, 678 nt
Organism: Cucumis sativus (cucumber)
Lineage: Eukaryota; Viridiplantae; Streptophyta; Magnoliopsida; Cucurbitales; Cucurbitaceae
Product: secreted RxLR effector protein 161-like
Exons: 1
Coding region: 1-678 (225 amino acids)
Source: RefSeq, a predicted model, not a curated record